Molecule: messenger RNA, 1646 nt
Organism: Penaeus indicus
Lineage: Eukaryota; Metazoa; Arthropoda; Malacostraca; Decapoda; Penaeidae
Product: UPF0764 protein C16orf89 homolog
Exons: 7
Coding region: 143-1393 (416 amino acids)
Cellular component (GO): cytosol; membrane
Source: RefSeq, a predicted model, not a curated record
AGAGGGCGAGGAACCUCCCUCUCUCUGUUUCCAGCCCUCGUACCUGCAGCGGUCGCUUGCCAUUUCCCCUUUGUUUCAUUGGUGUCUCAAUUUUUUUUUCUUCUGUAUUAUUUUAUCACUUCUCCUUUAAUCGCCUCACGCGAUGCUUGCGACCGCCAACGUCCUACCCGUAGUCACACUCCUAACAGGCGUGACCUGUGGCAGCUACGGGUCACCAGUUCUCCCGUCGAUGAACAUCCUCUUCGAUGACCAAUUCCCGUUACUGCGAAAGCUUCCUGCGCUCUACCGACAGAGGGACGGACAGCUCUUGGUGCCGAGAGAAGGAAGGUCCCCCUCGGCUCGAGAAGGACCUCAAUCCGACACGCAAACUUUGAGGAAGGCCAUGGACGCCUGCUGGAGGGUCCUCUGGUACUACCGAGGCCACGUGACUCAGAUGAACCUCGAUGCAGUCAUAGGAACUCGCAUUGCUGAAGCGCAGUUCCAGAUGGUCUCAGACGCUCUGCAGGACCAACUCUCGACCAGAAAGUCCGAGGCCAUGCAAGACACCCUGACCUCUCUCCUUGACCUUCGUGACCUCGCCUCCCAGGUCAACACCGAAGCUGAACCGAUUGUAAUGGCCUCAGAACCGGAAUACUACGGCCAGCUGGGUAAGAUGUUGGCCAAAGGGUUCUGGGAAGUACCUCUGGACACGCGCUCCGUCAACACCUCCGCGCAGCGAGAUAUUUUAGACCCAGUUUCACGCCGUGUUCUGGACGAGACGGAGCAGCUCUUGGAGUUUCAGUCGGACAAGUGCCUGGCUGAGGAGUUCGGCACCUCCUGCCGGCUCCGAGGCGAGGGGAGUGCCGAGGAAGAGUGCGGGCGAUGUAGUAUCAGUGAGGAGUGUUGGAGAAGGAUGACUAGACCUGGCUACUCGGGCUACUCCCUUACCCACCAGGCCUUCUACAUCCUCAUUGGCCUGCAGACCGGUUGCGGAGAGCAGGUACAUCUUCUGACGAGGCGGACGACAGGCGGAGGCAGCGUGCGAGGACUCCUGGACCGUAUCUGCGCCGACGUGCUUACGGAGGCGCAGGUUAUAUCGGAGGCCAGCUUCCCUCAGAACCGACGCGACCUGUUCAUGGAGCAAGGUGCUCUGUGCGGGAUCGCCGGCUACAGGGACUUCUUCAGGAGGAGUUGGCUAGAGGAGGUGUUGUCGUGGCAGCGAGAGCCAGGCUGUUUCGGGGAUUCUGACGUGUACACACAGCGUCACUCUUUGCCUACGCCUUCCCCGCUCCACGCCAGGGUGCGUCGCGAAGAGAAGGCAAUGUCCAGCCGCUGCCUCGCUCACCAGUCCGCCGUCGCCCUCGGUUACCUCAGCCUCUGCGUCCGCUACCUCGUUUCUGCAAACUUUCUGUAGGACGCGAGAGGACACCGAGCCGACCAGCCUUCGAAGUCCCACCGUACGUCGUAUGAGAAGAUACGAAGUCUUAUUUGAAGUUUUAUUGUAGACGGUACAACGUGCACUGUUUUAUGUCUCCCAGUUCCCCCGUCUUGCGCCAAAAGAGCAUAAUUUUGUUUGCAAUUACACGUACAUGGAUUCAUAUGAACGCAUAUAGAGGCUCAUACACAACCAGACAUUUGCACGCACGGGCACAUAUAUAUACAUCAUG